This is a messenger RNA of Aspergillus bombycis, 681 nucleotides long. RefSeq lists its product as uncharacterized. The transcript is spliced from 2 exons. The record is from RefSeq and is a predicted model, not a curated record. Bases 1 to 681 code for a protein of 226 amino acids. Lineage: Eukaryota; Fungi; Ascomycota; Eurotiomycetes; Eurotiales; Aspergillaceae.
AUGGUCAUCGGCCUAUUAACAAUAGCCGCAAUUCCCACCGUAACAGGGGUCGCGCUAGGCGUCAGCGAACAGCGCAAAGCAAACGAGCGCAAAAACGACGAGAGGCGCAUGGCCAAAUUCCUCAUCGACGUGGAAACCAACGGAGAAACCCAAGAAGACAGCGAAGUAUGCGGGAAGCGGUUCGUAUUAAGGAAUAACAAGGUUUAUCUCGAUGAUCCGAAUCCUGUGAAGCGGAAGCUUCCGUCGCAUACGGUGACUUCGUUUUACAUCGAGUAUCCGGAGCUUGAGGAGACGAAACAUUUGAAGCGGGGAUUGGGGCUUGUUACUACCAUUGCGGAUAAUCCGCCUAUGCUGGGGUGGAUUUAUGUGGAUAAGGAUACGCAUGAACUGAAGUAUGGGAAUCGCACGGCGAGUGUUGAGCAUGUUGUUGGGCCGUGGGAUUGGACAGAGGAUGAGACGACGAUAACGCUGGAGGAGAGUCUGGAUUUUUAUGCGGUGCAAGAGGAGGAUGGGGACUGGGCGGUUUAUUUUGAUCGCGAUGGGGAUGAGUUGGAGUAUGUUCUGGAGGAACAGGACAAAUUGGAUAAUGCGUUCGCGCCUAUUGCUCUGAAGCGGAAGUUGAUUGAACAGCUUUUACAACAAGCCCAAGCUCAGCAAGCUAAGAAGAAUGAUAACUCGUGA